GACGGACCUCGUAGUGGUAGAAACGAGCCUCAUUGCAUGCCCAAAGGGCACCGCAAUGUUGUGUGUCCGUCAUCAGCGUGUGGUGAUGUGUGAACUCGGCAAAGAUAAAAGGGCCACUUGGCCCUUACCGAUUGAUCUCACCAAGCUUGACUGGGAAGCCAUUGCGUUGGUAGAAACCAGGUAAAUUAUGCGAUCGCAUCGUCAGAAUGUCUCAACCUUACCAGAUGAACGCACCUCAACAAGGCAAUUUGGUACGAAGACCAGCCAGUGAGUCACCACGAAGUGAGGAAGUCAAUGCACCAAGCACGAGACCUGGAAUAGAUCUCGAACGCCAAGCAGGAAGCUGGGGAGGAGAAAGGGGUUGGGUUCGCAUGUGUCGGCAGAUGCAGCAAGAUAGAAGACACAUGGUCGCGCCCCGACUGUCAAACAUAAGCUCACGCUGUGUUAUGCUUCAAGCGAACCGCAUAGUGGCUCUUUAUGACGAGGCCGAAAAAGCAUUCGAAUCGGGUACAGAAUAUGCGAACUCGGAAGAAAAGCUUGUGGAGGAAUACCUAAAGUUUUCACAGGUGUUGAUUCAGACAAGCCAGGUGCUCGCACUCGACAAGCCAGGCAGCUAUUUCUUGAGACAUCUCUUGCCUUCCUUCAGAACUAUGUUAGAAGGAGAGAGCGGCAAGUACCUUGACGCGCCGAUGCACGAUUGGGCAUCGCUCUCGCAGCCAGACAGGCUUGACCAGCUCACCUGCCUUGCCGGAUACACAAAGAUCGGCAGAGUCCUCCUUACACCGUUCCUGACAGGGCAAGACGAGGUUGGUGAUAAUGAUCAGUAUCACUACAACGACGGGGCCAUACGGUUCAUAAGCAUCACCAUCUUCAGCUCCAUUAUCGCCGUGUUUGCUUGCGCUCCAGCCGCGAUUCAGUCCCUGAACGUUCGAUCCACAGUUGGUGAAGUAGUUGUGUAUCUCGUCUUUGUGAUCGUGUUUGGCUGGCUGAGUCAGGGACUGAUUUUGGGUUUUGAGAAAGUUUUGCUCUCCUGUCUUGCUUACGCCGGAUUGAUGGCAACCCUUCUACGAGGGGGUUGACAUCGGGAGAGGGGCGGAUGGAACAGAAACUGGAGGAUCGGAAGGCGAAUGGGUGUUCACGACUGGACUGUGACGGAACGACUUGGUGAGCCGUGUGUAAGAGAAUGGAUGUAUAUUGGACAAUCGUUUGAAGAAUCACACUCCUUGAGACCCUCUCCGUUAGCAGUGAUGUCAACAGGAUAGAUGUACGUGUACCAAGGAUGAGAGUUCGGGGAGUGAGAUCACGGCCAGACAGCUCAGAUGUCGAGAUGGCAAAUUUGCUUUCUGAAGGGCCAAGAAAAAGCAGUAAAGAUAGAAACAGAAGCGAGACUCACCUCGUAGGUAGCAUGACAACCUAUAAGCACA
Molecule: messenger RNA, 1424 nt
Organism: Fusarium verticillioides 7600
Lineage: Eukaryota; Fungi; Ascomycota; Sordariomycetes; Hypocreales; Nectriaceae
Exons: 5
Coding region: 207-1079 (290 amino acids)
Source: RefSeq, a predicted model, not a curated record